This is a messenger RNA of Mesorhabditis belari, 558 nucleotides long. Lineage: Eukaryota; Metazoa; Nematoda; Chromadorea; Rhabditida; Rhabditidae. The record is from the annotation of a GenBank genome assembly.
AUGCAUCAAUUUUUGGGCGAAACAAGUGCUGAGUUGAUCUUCGAUCGGGACGAUUACAUUCAGCCACCGCGUGACGAUGAUAACACAAAUUUAGAGUUAAAUGGUGAUGGAUUGGCAGAGAAAUUCGAGUUUUACUUGAAAAGUAAAAAUGUUUCGAAAUUCGAUCAGGUUUCAGUCAUUUUACAAGGUUUCUUGCCAGUUUUCCGUUUAAGAGCCGGCGAAUUCGAGGCAUUUGCUGAGAAGCUUAAAAAUGGGAUUUUAGCGUUCGGUUUAGAGGAAAUCACUGACGAAUCACCGGAUUCUUUGAAACUUUGCCAAAGUUUUGCCGAAGUCACACAAAAAUACUCAACAAUUCCGAUUUUGGAGUUUAGUACUAGAACGGGAGCGCUUGAGGAUUGGAAAUUCCCGGAAAACGAUCAAACAACAUGGUUUAUGAGAAGGAAAAUGUUGGAAAAGGACAGAAUUUGCAUGGUUUCGGUGAAUGAAGAAGAUCAACAAUCAAUCGUUCAGAUACAGCUUUUGAUGAAAGAUUUUGACAAAAACGAUGCAAAAAAUGGU